CGGCAGGAUAUGAAAUUUUAUUAAUAUUUAUCUUAUCCUUGUUAUGCGCUCUUAAAAUGUACAAUCUUUAUCGAUAAAGAAGUAAUUGAGAAUUAUUAGAUGCAAUUACAAAUUUUCCAUCUGCCAAAUUUUAUCAUAUAUGCAUGUAAUUAAAACUUUUGCGAAUGUAAUAAACAUUAUAAAAUUGUAACGAUGGAGGACAAGUCUUUGCGAGAUACUUCAAUUAUGUACGAUAAACAAUUCAUUGAAAAUAUGAAAAUAGCUAAAUAUUUCUUAAAACAAUUACGUGACAAAGAAGAGAUUCAACUAGCUACGAAAUGGCUUAUCCGUGUUAAUGAUAUCAAGUCAUCAUCCUUACAAGUAAAAAGAGAUCGUAAUGCUUUCUUGUGUUAUUUGCUCAAGGUUUUGAGAGAAGCAAUUUUAAAACAUCGUCGUGAAUACCAAUCUAAUACCAUUUUCAAUUCUGAGAAUAUUUUAGGCCUAUAUCAUUUUUCUAAUCAAAAUUCAAAAGUAUCUGUAAAAGGACUAUCGCAAAAUGCUCCGCAAACUUCAAAUAUUCCUUAUCAUUCGAAAUGGUCGAAAAAUCAUCGUACAUAUGUCGCUGUAAAACCAUUACCCGGAAGAGGGGCAUUAAUAUAUAUGGCUGUAUCUAAAAGACCAGGACUUGAAAAUUGGGAUUUAGGUAGUAUUAAUAAAUAUACGCAAUAAUUGACAAUGAUAUAUUUCUUUUUGAAUUUCAAUUGAAACACAACUAUCAAGAUUAUAAAUAAAAUAGAUCUUUAGAAAAUUCCUGUCUUUACGUUUUGAGGUUUGGAUAUAUAGUUUUUUUUCUUUCUUUCUUUCUUUCUUUUUUUUUUUUUUUUCUUUUAUUUUUUAUAAAGACACUGUAAACGCAUUAUUUCUUUUUUUUUUUUUUUAUUUAAAUUUUAAUGAAGCUGUAUUUAUGGUAUCACAACAAUGCCCUUGUACGAGAUGCCCUCUCGGUAAUGUAACAUCGUUUUAAAUUCAACCUUUCCGAUCUAUUUUAUAUGAUAACCACCAUCGUGUUUCAUUUGUGAAAAAAAGAAACGACGAUUUUGAAUCAUAUCGAUCAUGGAAAGGACAAAUGUAUGUAUAUAAAUAUACAUUUUCACUGUUUCGUCAUACAUUUCUAAUAUGGACUCUGCUUAUACAUUCAUACAAAAUCGAAUGCAGAAAGAACAAACAACAUAAUACGUACGUAGCUUCGCUUUACACGUUAAAUUAUUAUAAUUAGGCGAUUUGUAGUUCGACUGGAAAUAAUAGUUAUGAUUAUUAGUCACUCUUUGAUAAUGAUGCAAUUUAAUAAUGCAUUACAUAAUAAUGAUUAUAAGAAGGGCGUGCUCGAAUUUGGAUAUUUCAAUUAAAAAGAUUUCUCAAAAUAGCGCAUAUAACGUAUAACAAAUCACAUAGCAGCCCAAUAAAUAGGAUUAUAAAUCUUAUAACAGAGUUAUCUUUUGUUACUACGAUAAGGAGGGAGGGGGAGGG
Molecule: messenger RNA, 1506 nt
Organism: Vespa velutina
Lineage: Eukaryota; Metazoa; Arthropoda; Insecta; Hymenoptera; Vespidae
Exons: 3
Coding region: 193-708 (171 amino acids)
Source: RefSeq, a predicted model, not a curated record